AUGGUUAAUGCGUUGGCAAUAACGUUGUUCACCGUGGCCGCCUUGGCCGCGCACGACCGCGCGUCGGCCGCUCGCAUACUCGGCGUGUUCCCGCAUCACGGAUACAGUCAUCACAUGGUUUUUUUGCCGUAUCUCCGGACGUUGGCGGACCGCGGGCACGACGUGCACGUUAUCAGCAAUUUCGGUUCGUCUCAUCCGAAAAUCACGGACAUUGGCGUCGAGGGUUCGAUGCCUAUGAGCAACAACGCAGUCCCGUUCCCGGAAUCGGACACGGCGUUCGGAUUUUCCAGCAUGUGGAGGGACAUGGAUAUACUGUACAACUUGGCAAAGUCCACGGAGAGUAUGUUCGGCGUGCCGGCCGUGAAACGGUUGCUGGAUGACCCGGACGCCGCGUUCGAUCUGGUCAUCGCCGAACAUUUCAACAGCGAGUUACCGCUCGGUUUCGCAGCCAAGUACCGCGCACCUUUCGUGUUGCUCAGCAGCUGCCCGUUGAUACCGUGGUCCAUGGACCUGUUCGGUCAACCACAACAGACCGCGUACAGGCCGUCCGUGUUCAGCGGUUUGUCGGAACGCAUGGAUUUCGUCCAGCGACUGAUCAACACGUUGAUAUCACACGUGUCCAUAGUUAUGUUCAGGACAACGAAUCGACCCUGGAGCCAACACGUGAUAAAAAAACACCUCGGUGUAGAUAUUUCUCUGGACGAAUUCGCGUCAAACGCAAGUUUGAUAUUGGUCAAUACGCAUUGGAGUAUUAACGGGGUGUCACCCACUGUACCCGCCGUAUUGGAAGUCGGCGGAAUGCAUAUGAAACCGCCGGCAGAUUUGCCAAAGGUUAGUAGGUACCUCUAGCUAUUUUACAAUACCUUUUAAUGAAACAUUUUCUCUCUAAAAAAACAAAAUAUAUAAAUAAAAAAAUGUACUAAUAAUAUAAAGAUAAUAAUUGUAUAGGUAUACCAGUAUAAUAUUACACUGUAUAUGCAUUUGCGCGUACUCGGGGCGACAGAGGGUGCUUGGCACCCCUAAAUCUAAAUUUAGCACCCCUAGAUUUUGAGCUAAAUAUAAUACUCAAAUAUGGGAUAAGUAAUAUUACUGUUACAAUAUUAAGUGUUAAUUUAUAUUAUACAUAAUAUAUUAACAUUACAUCGUAUUUAUAUUAUAUUAUAUUAUAUUGUGUAAAUUUAUGUUAAUUGUUUUCAUAUUUAUAAUCCAUCCCUUGUCGAUUAUUUAUUAGGCAAUGAAAGAUUCAUUAAUGAAAAUAGGAUUUCAUUGUUUCAAUUCCUUUUAUUUAAUGUGCAAGUAUAAUAUGUAGUUUUAUUUUGUCGAAUAGGUUGAUGGUGGGGGGUAACCCCCUCUCAUCAUACCCUAUCGUAAAUAAUUUUAGCAUUCCCAUUUUGAGACUGAAUGUGCGCUAAUGUAUAAAGAAUGAUUUUUUUUAUCUUGAACCAGUAAUUAUCUCAGAGGAUUUUAAGUCAAUUCGAUUUCUGUUUUUUCUAAUCAUUAUGAAAUCUUUUAAGCUUUAUUUUAAAACCAUUUUAAAUUUUUUAUCCCUACUCCAUAACCCUUAAAUAAGCACAUACUUUUGAUUUUUAAAUAGGAACUCCUUCCCUCUUUUUGAACACCAAUUUGAAUAGAGAAUAUUUUUCUAGAAAUGUUGAUAUACAUAAUACUAAUAUCAGAUUUACCGUUAAUGAGUUAUAAUAGUUUAAAGUUGAGACUGGAAGAGUAGGGAACGGUUAUAGAUAGGUAAUUAUUAUUACCCUUCCUUACUCCUCCGAUCUAAACUUUAAACUUUUAUAACUCAUAAAUGGUAAAUCUGAUAUUAGUAUUAUGCAUAUUAACAUUUCUAGAAAAAAUAUUCUCUAUUCAAAUUAUUCAAAUCUUUGUUCAAAAAGGGGAGGAAUUCCUAUUUGGAAAUCUAAAGUAUAGUUAUUGUAUAAUUAAGUAGGUAUACGGAAUUGGGGUAAAAAAUUAAAAAUGGGUUUAAAAUAAACUUUAACCGAUUCCAUAAAACAAAACAGAAAUCAAAAAUUCCACUUAAAAUCCUCGGAAACAAUUGCUGGUGCAUGACAAAAUAAUCACUCUGUAUAUAUUACAUUCUCUAGCUAACUAUGAAAAUAAUUGUAUUAUGUGUGAGUUGAACAUAGUUUAUUUUUUCAUCAGAAGUGCAGGGUGAUCCAUAAGUCACUUGACCGACAAAACUUAUUAUUAGAAGUUUCUAAUAAUAAUUUACCGAGACAUAUAUAUAUACAUAUUACAUGUACAUAGUACACGAUCGUUUAACACACGGUCGAUUAAUUAGGUGUCCUUUAUCGUUUAAACUUUUCUAUUGCAGGUUUCAUUAUAAAUACUCAUCAUAGCUAUAUUAUUGUGUCUUUAUCUAUACCCUAAUUUAGAUUAACAAAAUAGAUUGCACCCCAAUUUUUCUUGCUUAUACAUUUAAUUUUAGAACGGACGAACAGUAAAGUAAUAGUUACAGCUGUAAUUACGUAAUGUACAUACAUUUUUUUCAUUUUGUAUUAUAUAAUAUGGAUUAUUAUAGGGUGACGAACUACAAUAGCUAUACUUUUUUGUUCUUCAUAGUCGAGCUUUACACAAUGCCGGUACGCCUUGUCCUCCGACGCCCUAUUUAUUAUUAACAAAUAAAUAAAUUAUUGAUUAUCGAUUACUUACCUUGUAUACAUAGGUAUUGUGUUUUCCUAAAUUCCUGACCUUUCAAAUGGGUAUCAAAUUUAUAUAGCCGUUUAAUGUAAUUUACCCCAUCACUAUAAUUGACUUAUUAACUUCGAUAGGUGUACAGACAAUAAUGAUGAGGUGAUGAAAAAAUAUCCUAAAUGUCCGUAUGUUAGAAGUGACCGUUCUCAAAUAUUGAUCCCGCGGUGAGCUCAUAUUAAAAUAUUACAAUAAUUAAUUGGUAGAUGCAUUCGUCGAUCCAUCCUAAAGUGCUAUUAUACUUGGAUGUAUUACUUUAAAUAAUAGAUAAUAUUCACGAUGUAUAUUAUAUGUAUUUAAAAAUUACUUGAUAUUGUUUUUUUUAUAAGAUAUCAACUAGCUUAUUUAGUGAUAAAUUGUUUUUUACUGACAUUAGCAAAUCAUUUAAAAUGACGUUUCGUUUUACAAAAUUUAUAGUUACUAAUCAAUUUUUGGAUUUUGAAAUUAAAUCAACACACUUUUAAACUAACGAGUAGUAUUAUAAUGCAAAUAUAGUGAACAAAUAUCAAACACUUGCCAAUUAAUCAAUGGAUAUACAGCUAAAAUAAUUAAACACACACAAUUGUUUUUUCUAUGUUUUAUUACACGUGUUAUUAUGCAUGUGCGUAUUAUAUAAAGUUACGAAACCAAUUUUACUUAUUGUUUAUUUUGAUCUAUAGUCUUAAAAAAUACAAUCAUCUAAUAAACAUAUACCUAUGUAAGAAAAAUCAUAUAAAUUAAUAUUGCGAAUCAACAGAAAUAAUUAUCAAGCAUUUUAUAUUAUUACUUGUAUUGAUAUUUUAAUAAUAAUUUACAAAUUAGCUACCUAUUAACAACUUUGCACUUUAUCGGUACUUUACCACUGUUAAGAUAUUAAGAAAUAUGGUUUAUAGUUCAUGUUCCCAGGAUUCUUUAUAUUAUAUUAUAGUCAUAAAUCAUAAAAAUGAUCAAAUGUAUAACAAAUUACCAUAGAAAUAAAUGAACAAUUUCACACGGGUAAUAUUAAAACUACAAUUUUCAAAAAUUAAUAUCCAACUCACAAUGUAUAUAAUAUGCAGUAUAUAUAUAUAUAUAUAUAUAUAUAUAUAUAUAGUCUAUAAUAUGCAGUGGUUUCCAAUCGGUAGUCCGUGGACCUAAAUGGCAAUAUUAUUUUAUUGGUUGUCCACGGCCCCAAAAAGUUAUAUAAAUAGCUGGUACUAGGGAUGGGUACGGCCACUUUUUUAGGUGCGCGGUAGGAAGGUGGUGUACAUAAAGUUAUUUAGUUUAUACCUGUGACCAACGAUAAACCAUUGCUAACGAAAAACGAUUCGGACGAAAAUUUGGUUAGACUUAUUUUGAAAUGCUGUAAUAUUUACGAUUUUCGUCAAAAUUUGAUAUUAAAAUUCUUAUAAAAAAAAAAUAUUACAUUAAAUUCAACUUUUUCUUGUUACCACUAAGUAUAACUUAUAAUGAGCCUCCUGUUAAAUUGUCAAACAUUUCUUUUUAGUUUAACAAAUGAAUCCACAGAGUAUCUACCAAAUAAAAAUUACAUAAAAAACUAGUAAAAUUAAAAUGUCUCAACAAUUUUUCAAAUUUUUGAAAAUUUAGCCCCAUCUAGAAAAAGUAAAUUUAAGUUUUUUUUAAAAAAUUCCAAGUUGUUACGAAUAUUUUUAACCGAAUAACAAUAAAAAAACUAAAUUUAAAAUAAUAAAAAAUUAUUUUUGUAAAUUUUCCUGUUCUUUCUACGUGUUUUUCGGUUUUGUUCAAUUAAUAAAUACUACAAAGAAAAUCAAAACAUGAUUUUCUUGGCCAUUAACUAAAUUAAAUAUUGAAUACUUAUUUACGACCUAGAUUAAAAAUACAUCAAAAAAAGUAUUUUGUCGUUUUUCUAUUAGCAGUAUUUAUGGUAGAAAACAUAAGCCGUAAACAUUUUAGUUAAAAAUAUGUAAAAAUAUCUAGUUGAUACGCUAAACGGCAUAUUUUAAUGUAACUAUUAUAAGUACUAGAUACUAAUACUGCUAGAUACUAAAUACUAAGACUUAAAUAAAUUAUAUGCAAUUUUUAUAUUUUUCAGUAUUUUUAUUUUUGUUAUUAGUUUUUUUUACUUAUAUUGUUUGAUUUAUUGAUGCACAAAUUAUGUCGGUGCGAGGUAAAUGGACGGUGUGCAAAUGAUAACCGCUGAUGCAUAGGCAUAAUAUAAUUAUAUAUCUAUUAAUUAGGAUAUGUAAAUGGGUAUAAUGUGAUUUCAACUUGAAAGUUUUAAUGCAAGCGAUAGGUACAUAUUUCGUUAGUUAUAGUUAUAGUUAUCUAUAGGAAAUGUUACCUAUACCAAUAUAAUGUUAGGUAUUUAAUUAUAUUACGCGUAAUAUUUCUUAAAAUUAUGAUACCUAUCUAACGAUAUCCUUGUGUCACAAUUCAAUUUUUGAAUGCAAAUAAAAGUUUUUUUUUUUUUUUUGGUGGGGGGGUAGUUAAUUGACCCUAAACACCCCUUUAAUUUAUAAUUGUCGAAUACUUAAGAUUUUUUUUUAGUGACUACAUCACUGGAGCAAGAUUUCUUUUCGAAAAGUUAUUUACAUAGAGAAAAAAGAAAAGUCGAAUAGUCAAUGUACAUUUCUAUCCUUAAAACAGCAAAACCUGAUAAUCGACUUUGUGUCAUCAAAGUUUGUAAACUGUUUUUUUAUCAAUUUCAUUUUCUAAAUUGUUCAAUCCCCGCUACAGUUUGACACCAUCAAUGUCAUAACUAAAUACAUACCUGGGGUUGUCAAACGGGGGGAUGAAUGUGACGUAUCCCUCCUAAAAGUCGUUUUUCUUAAAUAUUUAUAAUAAUAUAUAUAGUGAAUUUUUUGCCAAGUGCUCACCAUAUUUGUUAGUAAACCUAAAUAUUUAAAAAAAAAAAAAAAAUGUUUUGUUUAUUUAUUGCAAUAAAAAUUUAAAUUCUUUAUUGAAGUUUAUUGUAGGAACUAAAAUUUAAUGAAAAAGACGGACAUACUCCACACCAUGGGCGUAAUCAUGGGAAUGCUAGGGGGUGCACUUCCAUCCCCUUGAAUUUUUGAGAGGGUGCAAUACUAUUAAUUUGUACCCAUUAAAUUUUCUAUAUUUCAAAUCUAUAAAUAAUUCCAAACUAUUAAAUGUUUAUUUAGUAAUGAUAACGACUAUAAUAGAUGAUAAUUACCACGUCCUCAUGAUACUCAUCGAUUUACAGUUCUUUGAUUUUACGUAUGUGAUAGUAAACCGACAUUUUUUCAAUCUGUUUUCCUAGAGAUGACUGAGGACACUGUAUUCUUAUCUCAAUUGUAAUCACGCUAUACUUGUAUGUAUUAUAUAAGGUUAUUUAAUUUAUAUCUGUGACUAAUGAUUUAUUAAGUUUAAUGAACCACUCUGUAUAUAUUUAUUUUUUUAAAUUGUAUUAUAUACAAUCUAUACAUUAAAGCACAAUACGUAUAUUUGAGGACAGUGGUGGAUUCAAGGAAGACUGAGAAGGUCCGGGUUCCCCUAGAGUCCCUAGAAAGUUAUACUAUAUAUAUAAUUGUAAUAAUAUGAAUUAAUAAUGAAUAUAUAUCAUCGUUCAAAUUGCGGUUAGACCAAUUGUUACGACAGUCAAUACAAUGACCUGAUUGUAAUCUCAUCUUUAUUUUAUAUUUAAUGUUCAUUGUUUUUAUUUUAAAUUAUGCAAAAUUAUGCCCCCUCCCCCCAAAAAAAAAAAUUCUAUAUCCGCCACUGUCUGAAGAGUAAAUGAAAGGCCGUGAACAUCAUGAUUAAAGGUGCCACUCAUUAGUGACACCAUAGCUGUUAUGUAUUAAUAAUUAGGAAAGCGCCUAAAUCAUUUUUACUUAUUUUAGGAGGUCGCAGGAACAUGUUCUUUUUAAUCUGCAACGGUGAUUUCCAGGAAGGUUUGGAAAUUGGAACGAAUAGAUUUUUUACAAGUUGAUUGUAAUGGCAUGGAAAUAUUGGAAAAAAAUUUAUUGUAAAAUGUUUUUCUUUUUUCAAUAAUUGUUUUUAUAUGGAGGUCAUUAUGUUUUGUAAAGUUUGAAUUUUGUUUAUAUUUGAUUCUUUAGCUGCAACCCAGAGCUAGAGAUUUGGUUAAUAAUUGGAGGGAGAGUAGUCCCUCAUAAAAUAUUUUAAUGUAUACAUUGUUCUAACCUCCAAAAAUUGUAUUCUAUUUGUGCCUAUAAUUUGUUUUAUGGGUCGGUUUGAUUCAUAAACCUCUACCUAUGGAUUUUGGUUUAAUUUUUCAGCACUUAUUUAAUUAUUAUUUUCAAUGUCUAUUUUAUUUUUGAUACAAUAACUAUUGGUUAUUAUAAAAUAAAUAAGUACCUAUACAUUAGUUUUAUUAUUAUUGAGUUUAAGGUAGCUACAUAAAUAUUAAAUAGGUAAUAUAGAUAAAUACAUAAAGUUGUACGAGCUACGAGUACAUACCUACUUAUAGAAUCCGAUUCCCAAUUAUCUGCAGAUAAAAUUACGAAUUAUGAAUUAGUAAUAUAAAUAUUAUUCGAAUGAUAAACGCAAAGUGGAAGAAGAAAUCGAUUCUAAAAAAAAUGUUCUAUUACAAACCCAUAUUAUAUCAAAUAGUAACAAUGUGCAUUGAGUAUAGGUUAUUAUGUUUUAAAUAGCGAAUCAUUAGUAGUAAUUGUUUUCUUAUGUUUUAAUAUUAUAAAUUAUAAUUGAUAAUGUCUAUGAUAAUGGUUUUGUUGAUAAGUGCGGCAAUUAUAACCGUUACUAUAGUUCGUCCAGCGUAUACAGCCAACAUCUUAGCCGUGUUCCCUCAUCAUUGUUACAGUCAUCAUUUGGUUCAUUUGCCGUAUAUUCAAGAACUCGCUAAUGUAGGGCACAAUGUCACUGUCAUCAGUAAUUAUCGUUCAGAACACCCGAACAUCACUGACAUUUCGAUUAAGGGAACUAUGGCUAUUUACAAUAACAAACGAAAUAUUAGCCACUUGGAAAUAACAUAUUUGAACGACAUACAUCUUUCAGUUAAAAUAAUUCGAUUCUUUUACAAUAGCGGAAAAUCAAUUGAACCUAUAUUAACAUUGGAUAGUGUAAACAAUUUGAUGAAUAGUUCUACUAAUUAUGAUUUACUUAUUGCAGAGCAUUUCAAUCACGAAUUAUCGAUGGCUUUUGCAUUAAAAUUCAACGUACCUUUUAUACUGACGAGUACUUGCAAUAUGUUACCUUGGAAUCAACAUGCGGUCGGGCAACCGUACUCGUUAGCGAUUAACCCUUCGCCAUUAACAAGCUUACCGCCAAAAAUGAAUUUUUACAAUAGGCUAAUGAACACGGUUUCCAAUGCCGUACAAUUGUUGGGUUACAAAUUUUUAUGUCGAAGAAGAGAUGAAAAAAUUAUCAAUCGCUUAUAUAACACGGACGUUUCAUUAAGCCAAUUAGUUUUAAACGCUAGUUUGUUUUUGGUCAACACUCAUUUCACUUUAUUUGAAUCUAGACCGUUGGUACCAGCUGUUAUUGAAGUCGGAGGUAUACAUAUACGACCAAUUAAGCCGUUAUCAACAGUAAGUGGAUAACGUCUGUUUAUGAACACGCUUGUGAUGUACAAUAAUUAUUAUACAAGUAUUUAUGUUUAAUUUAUACGUCAACGAUAACAAGCAUAUUAUUAUGAAAUGUUCUUUUAUUAGGUAGGUACUUAAUUAAUAAUUUACUUAUACUUUGCAAGUGUAUUUAUUGUCAAUAAUGUUAAUGGGUAUCAGGGUAUAUUUCAAAACUCCACUCUGGAGGGCUACAAAAAUCCGGAAUGCAAUAAUCGUAUUAUUCCGGGAAAAUAUCAAUGGUUUCUAAAAUAUUUUCAUGAGUAUAAAAUAAAUGGUAUCUUAGCUAUCACUUCUUCUCGAGUAAUAAGAAACGACGUUCUCAAUUCGAAAGAUUUUGAAACCAUUGGUACAUUAUUACGUUCCGGAUCAUUGCGAUCCGGGGUUUUAAGUUCAGAAAAAUUAUUGUCUACUCUUCCCAUCGAAAUAUCUUCGACAUUUUUUGAAAUAAUUGUCAUAUUUUCUUAGAGGGAGUCAUCUUUUUGUCUAAUUUUCCUUGAAAAUAAAGACUAUAUAUUUGUAUAUUAUAAAUAUAUAAUAACCUUAUUGGAAGUGAUAUUUAACCUUUCCCCCCUUUACUUUUAGAUACUUUUAACACUUUGAGUGGUGAAAGUGCGCCCACGCAUUUAACACUCCCACUACUAGACGUAAUGAACUCAAAUUUUAUAAUUAUAUCAGUUGCUUAACAGGAUUAAAGUCGGGUAAAAAUUGGGUUGAAUUUCUAUAUGGAGUUUUCCAUGUUGUUUUGCAGGACGGUGGAUUUUUUAGUUUUGAACACCCAUCAUACAGACCCUUCCCCCAAUCGAAGCCAAGGCGAUGAAUUUCAAAUAUACAUAGUGUUAGUUUCAAGGCCCACCCUUACUAUUUUUCCAAAAAAAUUGCAUACAUUUUUUUUUUUAAAUUACACUCUCUCCUUUCUCAAAAUUCAAAUCGUGCUCUAAUUAUAAUACAUUUCGUUAUUAGGUAUAAGUAAUAGACAAGUUAUCUAUUAUGUUCAUUUAAUCAUUAUAUGACACAUAAAAAAACAAUUAAAAUUAAAGCUACACCGAUAUGGAUUAUUAAUAAUUAUUAUAUUACUACCACUGUAUCAGUUAAACGAACAAUUAUUUUUCUUUAUCUUAUCAGUAUAGCGUUUAAAAUUGUUACUCUAGUGUCUACAGCUGUGUAUAAAAUAAUCUUUUAUACAUACAAUUAUUUUUAUUACAGUAAUACCCAUUGUUCGGCUAUACAUUGCAUAUUAUAAGUACUUACAUAUUAUACAUACCUAAUACGAUCAUUAAAAAUGAAGUGUUUACUUCUCAUUGCAUUAUAUAUUUAUGUGCUUCUUUUUUUUUAUCAUGAAGCUUUGUGCGCAAACGUUUUAGGCGUUUUUCCAAUCGAAGCCCCAAGUCAUCAAAUAGUUUUUGACUCGUACAUGUCCGAACUUCAUCGCCGCGGCCAUAACGUGACCGUAUAUUCACAUUUUCCCGAUAUUGCUUCUGAAAAAUACAAACGAAUCAAAAUCAACAAUAAUACGUCUUUGUUGAACCCAAACUACCUGACAAUGGACCGUAUGUAUUCGCAUUCUAUUUUGAACAGUUACAAACACGUCUUUUACAUGGUAAUGAAUGGAGAAACGUAUGCUCAGUCCAACGUAUUGCGCCAAUUAUACACCCAACCAGAAGAUACUUACGAUUUAAUAGUGACUGAAACGUGUAAUACGGAUCUUUACCUGGCACUCGUAGAACGAUUCAAAGCCCCGUUUAUCGCAUGGACUACGUCCCCGAUAUUUGUAUGGUCCGCAGAUCGCAUGGGAACGUCUAAUCAUCCCGCAUAUAUACCAGUUCUAAUGACCCCUUACGGGACACAUAUGGAUUUCGCGGAACGAACAUACAACACGUUAUUACGAUUUAUAGCUUUUUAUAAAUAUUAUACUGACUCUUCAAUUCCCUCGCAGAGAAUCGCAUCGAAAUACUAUAAAUCUUCGUCUCGAUUAAGCGAGUUAGUGUUGAAAACUAGUUUUUUGUUUGUUAACACGCACUAUACUGUUUGGGGGGGUAGGCCCUUACCCCCCAAUGUUAUUGAAGUUGGUGGUUUGCACAUUAAACCACCAAAACCUCUGACAGAGGUUCGAACAUAUCACAAGGAAUAUUAUAUAAUUAUAUAUAUAGAAUGUCUCAUGAAGAUAAUAUGCAAUAUCUUGGAAAGUUGGAAAGUAUUAACUUUUUUAGUAAUUUUGUUUUUAAAACUUAAUAAACAAGUAGGUAGCUUUAACAUGUUAAAUUACCAUUAUAUUUUGUCAGCCUUAUUUUUAGGGGUAUACUGACUAUCUACUUUUUAAAUGACAGUCUAUAUUGAAAAUUUCAUAAAUAGACGGAUUAUUAGUUUAAAUACAUUUUGGUGUUGAAAUUUUUAUUUUUUGUCAACUCGUUGACGAGAUAUUCUACUCCUAAGUUUGGGUUGGGGGAGAGUAGUCGAGGAUCAUAUGUGUGGCAGUACAGCACACGGCGUUUGAAUAGUGCUCUGCUAUACUCCCCCAACCCAAACUUAAAAGUGGAAUAUCUUAUCAACAGGUUGACGGAAAUCAAAAAUGUCAACUCUAAAAUAUAUUUUAACUAAUACUCCGUCGUGGUGAUGUAGCAUUUUCGAAUUAGUUGUGUAAAAUAAGAACAUACACAAUUACUAUUACGAAAAAAGUUAAUAUACUUUCCAAGAUAUUGCGAUGAUAACAUCUUCGUAUGACAUUCUGUAUACAAUAGUUUACAAAGUAUUAAAAUAAUUACCCAUUCUAUUUUGUAUCAUUCAAUAAAAAUGUAUUUAUUUAUAUUGUAGGAUAUUCAACAAUUUAUUGAUGAAGCCGAGCACGGAGUUAUUUAUUUCUGCAUGGGCAGUCUAUUACGAGGUGAAACAUUUUCCAUUGAAAAAAGGCAGAUGUUUUUAAAUGUCUUUAAAACAAUUCCUCAGCGAGUACUAUGGAAAUGGGAAGGAGAAUUUCCCGAUAAACCAUCUAAUGUUAUGAUACGUAAAUGGAUGCCUCAAAGAGAUAUUUUAGGUAAAUAUUUACACAUUCGUUUAAAUUUUAUAGAUAUUAAAAUGUAUAACCAUUUAAUGUUUUCUACUUUUAGUAAUUACUUAAAUUGUUACUACAUCUAUACAUUAUUAAUUUUUGCGAAUUAUGUCUCCUACUUGAAAUAUUGCUUUAAUCAAAAAAUGCCUAGAGAACUUUUUUUAUUACAUUUUGGAUUUAGUCGCUCUGAAGUAAUUCGUUUUUGAUUUUCAAAGUCGUUUUCAUGAUAAUUGAGAAAAACCGGAAAUGGGUGAAAAAUGAAAACUGAUAAAUUUACAAUGUUAAGGAUUCCAUUGUUUUAAAUGUUUACGGUUUAUAUUUUCUAUCAGAAAUAUUGCAUCAAUUGAAAAAAACAGAAGAUUUUUUUUGUUAAAUGUUUAAUCUAGUUAGUGAAUAAGAGUCGCAUUUUUGAUUUUUCAAGUAGAUUUUUAAAUAAUUGAGCAAAAUUGAAAGAAAAACAUAGAAAGAAUGGGAAAAUUUAUGGAAAUAAUGGUUUCAUUAAUUUUAAUUUUGAUUUUUUUUGUCAAUUAAAAAUAUUUAUAGACUUAACAUUUCGAAAGAAAUCGUAAAUGCCUUUUCUAAACGUGGUACAGUUUUAAAAACAUUUGACGAUUUUUGAGCUAUUUGUAAGCAUUUUAUGUUUACGAGAUUUGUACGUAGUUUUUAUUUGUUAAGUACAUAUGUACUAUAUGAUGGAUAUCAUUAUUUGAUCAAGUAGAAAUUCUUGAAAUUUAACAGAAGGUUAAUUAUAAGUUUUGCUUAGUGGUCAAAAAAAAAUGUGUGUAAUGUACAUAACAAUUUUUUUUAAUAAUUGUAUUUUAAGAUCAAAUUUUGAAGAAAAUCAUAAAUAUUAUGGCCUCACAAAUCAUGUAUAAACGAGCUUUGCUCAGAACUGAUUUUUCUUUGCUGGAGUUAUAAAUUAAAUAACUUUAUAUAUCGUACUUUUCCAAAUUCCGACCGACAUCAGUGACACACACAUCAAUGGUAUCAGUUCUUUUAGAUUCUGAGUGUAGCAAAGGAUGUAUUGGUUUUACAAAGAUGUUUAUUUUUUUUUUUACUUUUUAUUGUUUUAUUUUUAAACUGUGGGCAAAAAUUCUACCAGAAAUCUUGCUCCGGUUUUCAAUGAUAGCACUUUUUCUAAAAGAAAAUCUGACUAGGCAGAUACUUUAGAGUGGUUUUUUCGAUUUUACUAAGAGUUUUCCCAGUAAAUAUGAAAAACCGUGAAAAAACACGGGAAAACCAGGAAAAUCAUUACUAUAUUAAACAAAUAUUAUUAAAGAUAAUACAUAAUGUUUAUCUAAUUAUUUUGUCAUAAUAUGACAUAUAUUUGUUUGACAAAGUAUCACUAUCAAAUGAACUCCGCUCAGAAUCGUUUUUAGUAGUCAAUGAUUUAUCAUUGUUUGCACAUACAAAUUAAUUUUCCCUCUAUAUCCUACCUUCCCAAUUUUUCACCAACAGUGGCUGCACCCGUCUCCAUUAUCCUAAGACAGCUUUUUUUUUCUACGUCAUCUUUCAUUGUCGACUUGUCAGGUCAUAUAUCCCACAAUUAUAAGAUAAUAGUCCUAUAAUGACUUUGUACAUACCUAGUAUAGUUUUUGAUUCAAGUGAUACUUAUUUUUAUUUGAAGAACCAAAUACAAUAGUUUGUUACCUACAUAUAUCACUUAUUCGCCGCAGCUGUGCUUAUUCUAAUUUUUUGCUGGUCGUUGUUUAUGUAAUUUAUCUCAAAUACUUAAACUUAUGUAAUUUUUUAAAAUUGGAUAUUCUCUCAUUUAUAGUUUUGUUUAAUAUUUUUACUAUUCUUUAUAAGUUUCUUAGUACCUACUAGUUUUUAUUUCUUGACAAUUAAUUGAUCUUUAAAUAAAUAAUAUGAUGAUGCUAUUUUGUCAUCUGCCUAUGCUUGUAUUCUGGGCUUUCUUACAAUGUUUUAUCAUCCAUGAUUCUUGUGUUUGACUGUAUGUCUGUAUAUAGAGUUAUAUUGAAGAAUAAUGUCAUAUUGGUGACAACACAUCUCUUGGCUUCAAACUUAUCUGACGUGUGCUGAUUGAAUUUAACCUUACGCAUCGUUCUAUUCGUUCUACACAAAUAUACUUUUAAACAACUUGUUAUCUUAUAUAUUACAUAGUUUUAAAUUUCAAAUUAUAAAUUUAAAACAAAACAACAAAUAAUAUAAUGCAAUCAUCUUGGCCUGUAUUUCUUUGUGCCAUUAAUAAGACAAUUUCUGUAGGAUACAUUUUACAAUUAUUAACAAAUUAUAAAAUAAUAAAGUAAAAACAAAAUUAUUGAAAUGGUUAAUACUCGUAAAUAAAUAAAGUAAAUAAAUAUGUAAAUAAAAAAUAUAUUUAUAAAAAUAAAAUAAAUAAAGGAAUCAAUGUGUUGCCUGGAGUAUUAUGAUAGGUGUAUUAUACGACCGGUUUCGAAUUAAAAAUGCAUAAUCAGGUAUAUCACAGUCAAAAUGUAAAACACAUUCACAGAGUCAAAAUUUACAUUUAUCAUAAUACUCUAGGCGACGCAUUAAUUCAUUUAUUUAUUUUAUUUUUAUAUAUAAAAUUUGUAUUUAUAUAUUUAUUUACUUUCAUUAUUAAUACAUUUACUUUUAUUUUAUAUUUAGCCUACAUAAUGUAAAUUUAACCUAAAAUAUAAUUCACUAAUUUUGUAAUAUAUAUAUCUAUAUUGUUUUGAAAAAAUAAAUUUUCUGUUUAUUUAUUUGCUUACAGCUCAUCCUAAUGUUAAGCUUUUUAUCUCCCAUGGUGGCUUACUGGGUACCACCGAAGCUGUAUACGAAGGUGUACCAAUUUUGUCAAUGCCAAUUUUCGGCGAUCAAAUGACUAAUAUUAAAGCCGUUGUAGACAAAGGAUCUGCAGAAAUGAUGUAUUACUAUAAUUUGAAUGAAGAUGAGAUUUCUACUAAACUAAAAUUAAUGCUCACAAAUCCUAUGUAAGUGUCUCCUAUGAAAUAUUUACGUUUAGUAAAAUGUUUAUAAUUAGUAUUUAUUUUUAUUUUGCACUCCAAUACCGACUAAAUUUCUGAAAUAUAGAUACAAACAAAAAGCAAAAGAAUUAUCAGACGCUUUUCGUGAUCGACCGAUGUCUCCGUUAGAGACAGCUGUGUAUUGGACAGAAUACGUCAUUAGACAUAAAGGGGCACCACAUCUUCGGUCUGCUGCUGUUGGAAUGCCAUGGUAUCAAUAUUACUUAAUAGAUAUAUUAUUUGUUAUUUUACUAUCUGUCAUAGUUAUGUUCGGAUUAUUAUAUUGUUUAAUUUUCAAAGUACUUUUACGAGUUUUACGACGGUUAACGAAUCCAAAAACUAAAGAUAAACAAACUUGA
Molecule: messenger RNA, 14578 nt
Organism: Cinara cedri
Lineage: Eukaryota; Metazoa; Arthropoda; Insecta; Hemiptera; Aphididae
Source: the annotation of a GenBank genome assembly